Molecule: messenger RNA, 1383 nt
Organism: Durusdinium trenchii
Lineage: Eukaryota; Dinophyceae; Suessiales; Symbiodiniaceae
Source: the annotation of a GenBank genome assembly
AAGCUGUGGCUCGAAGAAAUCGCAUAGCAUCAAUUCGACUGCCUUCUGAUUUGUGUCCAUGGCUCGUGCUUUGUGCGUUGGACUUGGGCUGUGGGCAGCAUCAGGCCUGGAGGUACACCCCGAGCGGGCGGCGCUGUUGUCGGAGCUCCAGCAAGCUCCCGGCCUGACCUGGACCCCGGGCAUCGUUGAGCGCUUCGCGGCGGAGAAACCGGGCAGCUCGCGCAUCUACGGCGUCAAGGGAAACGUCUCGGAGGCCAUCCAAUCCGCCAUUCAGCGUGGUGAGAUUGAGCGUGUCCUUUUCGUGGACGAUGCCACCCUUCCGGACAACUUCGACUCGGCCGAGCAGUGGCCCGAAUGCUCAAAGAUCAUCAAUGACAUCCGUGACCAAUCGAACUGUGGGUGCUGCUGGGCUUUCGCAGGUGCUGAGGCGGCCUCCGACCGAAUGUGCAUUGCCACCAAGGGCAAGACCAUGGUGCCCAUCAGUGCGCAGGAUGUGUGCUUCAACGCCAACCCUGAUGGCUGCGAUGGUGGCAUGAUUGACAGGCCCUGGAGCUACAUCAAAUCCACGGGUGCUGUGAGCGGUGGGCAGUACCAGGGCACUGGUCCUUUUGGAAAAGGCCUUUGCAGCGACUUCUCGUUGCCACAUUGCCACCAUCAUGGCCCACAGGGAAAGGAUCCCUACCCUGCGGAGGGCAAGCCCGGCUGCCCCUCUGAGUCCUCGCCCGCUGGCCCUACCAAGUGUGAUGCCACAGCCAAGGCUCCUCACAACGACUUCAAGCAGGACAAGUACAGCUACAAGGGGAAGACCCAGACAACUUCAGGUGAGAAGGCCAUCCAACAGAUGAUCAUGCAGGGUGGUCCCGUCGAGACUGCCUUCACCGUCUACUCUGACUUCGAGCUGUACACCCACGGCAUCUAUCACCACGUCUCAGGAUCUGAGGCUGGUGGCCAUGCUGUGCGCAUGGUGGGCUGGGGAGUGGACAAUGGGGUGAAGUACUGGAAGAUCGCCAACUCCUGGAAUCCAUACUGGGGAGAGAAGGGCUUCUUCCGCAUCCGUCGUGGCACCAAUGAAGGCGGUAUUGAGGAUCAGGUGGUGGGCUCUUCUCCUGAUGCUACGUGGGCCCACGGCAAGAGCACAGAGAUCGUGGUCUGAGCGAGAGCUACAGCGAACUUGUGGGCGAGUUGGGUGGUUGACUAAACUUGCUCAUGACUCCUGACAGCUACAGUGCUAGAGUUUGAUCUGAUGCACUGAGAACCUUUGAAAAGAGGCGUUGGUCAAAGAUAAUCGACAAGCAGCAUUGAGGUUGAUGCGACUUCUUGCUACACAAGCAUGACUUUUCGAUCCUGUGUUUUUUCUCUCGGCUGCUGUCGCAUUCCACGACC